Lachancea fermentati is the source of this 480-nucleotide messenger RNA. The record is from the annotation of a GenBank genome assembly. NCBI's taxonomy places the organism in Eukaryota, Fungi, Ascomycota, Saccharomycetes, Saccharomycetales, Saccharomycetaceae.
AUGAACGAAAAUACCACUACGCAGAGUCAAGCAAUAACUGAUCAUAAUACAUCCCAUACGGUGACAAUCAGUGAGCCACUACCAGUUUUGCAACUUCGGGCAUCAAAUUCGCAUGCCAGAGAUGAAACGGAAGUUGCUCAAAGGACUAGUGCGCGGCCACAACGAAAUCAAGUCAGGUGGGAGCAAGAUGUGAUCGAUAAUGAGCACAUGAACAAAAAAAAGUCCAAAAUCUGUUGCAUUUUUCAUCCGCAGCAAAAUUUUGAUGAUCUAGAUGAUGUAGAAUGUGAUCAUUGUUCCCAUAGCAGCGACUCCUCUUCGUCCUCUUCUUCAGAAUCGGAUGCCGAAAAGAAUAUGGAUAUAGAUAGUAGGAGAAAGCUGAGAAAAGAACGGCGCCAUAGAAAACUUCAGCAUAAGAGAUCUUCAAGUCCUAACGCGUACGAAAUUCAACCUGAUUAUACACAACGUAAAAGUAAGCACUAA